AUGUCGCAAAACAUCUCGGGCUUCCAGGCUGCCUACAUCACCAUAGAGGUGCUGAUUGCCCUUAUAUCCAUACCUGGGAAUAUCCUGGUGAUUUGGGCUGUUAAGGUGAACCAGGCCCUGCGAGAUGCCACCUUCUACUUUAUUGUCUCACUGGCAGUUGCAGACGUUGCUGUGGGGGCCCUGGUCAUCCCGCUGGCCAUCAUCAUCAACAUUGGGCCACAGAUACAGUUCUACAGCUGCCUGAUGGUGGCCUGUCCUGUCCUCAUCCUCACGGAGAGCUCCAUCCUGGCGCUGUUGGCCAUUGCUGUGGACCGAUAUCUCCGAGUGAAGAUCCCUAUGCGCUACAGGAGUGUUGUGACUCCCAGGCGUGCUGGGGCGGCUAUUGCUUGCUGCUGGCUGGUCUCCUUCCUUGUGGGGCUGACCCCUAUGUUUGGCUGGAACAAUUUCAACGAAAUGCAACGAAAGGCUAAGGAAGCAAAUUCCAGCCAGACAGAGUUCACAGUCAGUUGCCAGUUUGAGAAUGUUAUCAGCAUGGAAUACAUGGUCUACUUCAAUUUCUUUAUCUGGGUGUUACCUCCAUUGCUCCUCAUGCUUCUCAUCUACCUGGAGGUCUUCAAGAUCAUCCGUAGGCAACUUAACAAAAAAGUUGCAUCCAGCACAACAGACCCCGAGAAAUAUUACGGGAAGGAGCUGAAAAUUGCCAAGUCCCUUGCCUUGGUUCUCUUCCUGUUCGCAGUCAGCUGGCUGCCCCUGCACAUGCGCAACUGCAUCAGCUUUUUCUGCACCUCCUGCAAGACCCCUAGCGCCCUUACCUACAUUGCUAUAUUUCUUACCCAUGGGAACUCAGCCAUGAACCCUAUUGUUUACGCCUUUAGGAUUAAAAAAUUCAGGACCACAUUCCUGCAAAUCUGGAACCAGUAUUUUUGCUGCAAAUUGGACAAGAACAUGAACAAUAUUGACAACACUGACAUUGCCAUCUAG
This is a messenger RNA of Gekko japonicus, 981 nucleotides long. RefSeq names its product adenosine receptor A1-like. The transcript has 2 exons. Gene Ontology annotation, molecular function: G protein-coupled adenosine receptor activity. NCBI's taxonomy places the organism in Eukaryota, Metazoa, Chordata, Lepidosauria, Squamata, Gekkonidae. The record is from RefSeq and is a predicted model, not a curated record. The coding region runs from base 1 to 981 and encodes 326 amino acids. Gene Ontology annotation, biological process: G protein-coupled adenosine receptor signaling pathway. Gene Ontology annotation, cellular component: membrane; synapse; dendrite.